ACGAGACAUAUUCUCAGGCAGUAGCGGUCCGUCCCGAUUAUCGUCCCACCCGUGCAGCCACAAGUGUCAAUAACCGUCCCUUUGUACCUCAUCCCGUGGAGAUCUGACCCGAGCCGGCUGAUUGAUAACCAAUCAUGAAAAUGACUGUGGGAAGCAAACGCCUCAUAAUCUCCGACGCAAUAAUUAUGUAAACCUCACCCCCACGCAUUCAACUGCCGACCCCGCUGCGAGAUCGGACUUUGAUCUCUUCUUGAUAACGCGGCAUUUCUCAGUGCAAAGACGUCCUCGGCACUUCAAGACAUUGAGCGACUCGGAUUCGAGAAAAAUGGCAUCAUCAACUCCGUCUUUGUUGGCCUCCAAGGCUACGCUGGCCAAUGGCAUCACAAUCCCUCGCGUGCAGCUGGGCCUGUACAUGAUGUCAACCAAGGAGGCUACCGAGGCAGUCCGUCUAGGAUUGCUCAGUGGCUACCGAGGCUUCGACUGCGCUCAGAUGUACCGCAACGAGCGUCAAGCCGGCAAGGCCAUCAGCGACUUUCUCGGUAGCAGCGAGAACACAACUGGCUUGAAGCGCGAGGACAUUUUCUACACCUCCAAGCUUGCCAGUUGCGAUGAGUCGUAUGAUGCUGUUCGACGAUCCAUCAAGAAGUCUGUGGAUGAGUCCGGCCUGGGCUACAUCGACCUCUUCCUCCUGCACAGUCCCUAUGGCGGCAAGCAGGCCAGACUCACCAGCUGGAAGGCCCUCGAGGAUGCUAUUGACGCCGGCGAGAUCCGGUCGGGUGGUGUCAGCAACUAUGGUUCUGCUCAUAUCGAGGAGUUGAUUGCUUCGAACCCUCGCAUCCCACCUGUCAUCAACCAGAUCGAGGUUCACCCCUUCAACACCCAAACCGACAUCAGGGCCACCUGCGCUAAGCACAACAUCACCAUCGAGGCUUAUGCUCCUCUCGCUCGCGCUAUGCGCAUGAGUGAUCCCACCAUCAUGGGCCUCGCCAAGAAGUACUCGGUCACAGUGGCCCAAAUCUUUGUCAAGUGGGGUCUUCAACACGGUUUCGUCACCUUGCCCAAGAGCACUAAGCAGGCCCGUAUGCUUGAGAAUGCCAGUGUCGAUGGCUUCGAGAUCUCGGAAAGUGAUAUGGCCAUCUUGGAUGCUCUCGAUGAGCACUUGGUAACUGACUGGGAUCCUACCGAUGCUCCGUAAGUGUGGAAUAAUCUCGUGAGACGGGGAUGCCAAAAGUGCUUUUACAAUCAGGGCAUAGUAUUACUCGCCUAUCAAUACCAAAUUGUUGCAUAGAUGCCGAGGGUUUGCCUUC
Molecule: messenger RNA, 1307 nt
Organism: Fusarium vanettenii 77-13-4
Lineage: Eukaryota; Fungi; Ascomycota; Sordariomycetes; Hypocreales; Nectriaceae
Exons: 5
Coding region: 326-1195 (289 amino acids)
Molecular function (GO): oxidoreductase activity
Source: RefSeq, a predicted model, not a curated record